GGGAAGGCUGCUCUCCACUUGCUCCACUUCAUCAGUCUGCUAGCUUCCAAAUGGAUACCAACUAUACAACACCAGCCCACUCAGUCUUGCCCUUAACUGACCCUGACAACAUAUGGAGCAAUGGCACCAGUAACGGUAGCCACUGUCCAGAUUCCGAGGCCUGGGAUUGGUUGUACACCAUGCAGCCGGUGUACAUGGCCGUCCUUUCCGUGCUAGGCAUUAUGGGAAACGUAUUUGUCCUGGUUGUCUUCUGCUUUCAUAAGAAGCCGUGCACCGUGGCCGAGAUCUACCUCAGCAACCUGGCGGCGGCCGACUUGCUCCUGCUCUCCUGUCUCCCCUUCUGGGCGGCCAAUGUGGCCAACAACUUCAACUGGCAGUUCGGCGGCCUCAUGUGCCGCCUGGUCAACGCCGGCAUCAAGAUGAACAUGUAUGGGAGUAUCCACUUCCUGGUCCUGGUCAGCGGCGACCGCUACGUGGCCCUGGUCCACGCCAUGUCGCACGGGCGCAUGCGACGGCCGCGCUACGCCAAACUCAGCUGCCUGGCCGUGUGGAGCCUGGGGCUACUCCUCAGCAUGCCCACUCUCAACUUCCGCCAGGUGCGCUACCUGGCCCAGUACAACGUAACCGCCUGCAUCAUCGAGUACCCCAGCCUGGAGGUCGAGUUUGCCUGUGACGCCAUACUCCUCCUGCUGGGCUUCGUGGCGCCCCUGGCGGCCAUCUCGUACUGCACGUACCGCAUCGUCCGAGCACUGCAUGGCCAGCGUGUGGAGCGCUUCAACGCGGAGAACACCGAGCGCAAGGCCACCUUCCUGGUGCUCGCCGUACUGCUGGCCUUCCUGCUCUGCUGGAUCCCUUUCCACCUGCUGACCAUCGUGGACAUCCUGUAUCGCCUCGGCAUGGUGGGCGGCUGUGCCCUUGACCAGGCGCUGGACAUCUGCAGCCAGCUGUUCACUUACCUGGCCUUCAGCAACAGCCUGCUCAACCCCAUCCUCUAUGUGAUCGUGGGGAAGAACUUCAGGAAGAAGGUCUACGAGCUGGGUAAGCAGAUCAGCCUGAUUAGGAAGAAGGCCGGCUCCACCAAGUCACAGCUGUCAACGCUGAAAACGUUUGCGUCAAAUUGAUGAGCAGCAUGCUGAAUGAUCAAGUGACCUUCAAAGAUACAUCCAAGCAAAGUGUUGGAUGUAGAUUACAGUCCUUUGCGCUGACAGGAAUCUGCCCGAUUGCUGCAAAUGAUUUGCCAUUUUUCAGUAUUAAUAUGAUAUGAUCAAAAGUCUUACAUAACAAACACUGAACAGUAUUGAAUUGUUUUCAAGAUGUUGCAAAACAUAUUGCACUGUAUGUAGUUCCGUAAAAUUGUACAAUUUACAUUUAAAAGUCUUUAAGCUGGCUUUAAGAGUUAAUUGCACAUAUUUGGUAACUGCCCUUAUGGUUGGCACUUGUCUUUUAUGACCAUUUUUAUGACAUAAAUUCUGUUUUAGUCAUCAUAUCCCUGCUCUGGAUAGCCUUUUUUCUUUUAAGCUCGCAAUGCCAGUAUGUCACCCCGGCAUCCCUGUCUCUUUCUGGUCCAACAGUUAUUGACCAUUUCGUGAGUUGAUGAUGAUGAUGAUGAUGAAGGUGACGACAAUGAUGAUAUUCAAGGGUGUCUCAAUCAGCUCUGCCUUUUCUAAACUCCAAUGUUACCUCAGUUAACUAGAUGUGUGGCCUAUUGAUAUAUUGAUGCACAGUUUCAUGUGUUUUUGUUGUCAACAAUAUUAGGAUCUUGCAUUCAUUCAAAAUUAUAUGUGUUGUUGUUGUUUAUCACUUUGCUAAAUGGACUGUGGAAUUGUUACUUACAGUACUAGCGGAAAUAUUAUAUAUCAGUGUUACUGGUGAUUUAAUAACAAUAAUACUGUCUCUGUAUAUUUUCUAUCAAGAUUUUCUAAACAAGAGAGUAUACAUUGAUAACAAAAUGUUGUUUAUGUAUGUAUUGUACUGUAUCUGUUCAUGUCAGUUGAUUAUCAUUGCCAUUUUUUGACAUUUUGAGUUUUAAAUAAACAGUUUUUGACAGCAUGGUAGUGAAAUGAAGGAAACCAUGAUCAGAUCCCAUCUGAGAAAAUGAAAACUCUAUACUUAGUGGUGAACAAGCCUAAAUGUAUCUAAAGACAAUAUGAGUCAUGAUGUGGUGUUUUUUUUUCCGGGAACAAUUUCCGGGUGUUUUUGCGGCACAGUCUGCUGGUACCUUGUAAAGAGUAUGUCGCAGAGUUUCCACUAGUGACACAGACAGAUUUUUCUUGGGUCUGGAACAGCAAACUUUGAAAAUUGUCCUCCUUAUUUUUGUUUGUCGGUCAGACAGGCGUCCAGACAUGUGGUCGGCCCGCAGAUUCAUGCUUCUUGCCAGACAGGAAAAGACUUCUGACUGUGUCAGAUUUUUUUAACCAAUGUGUGGGCAUAUAAAAAACAUACUUAAUCAUCUGCCAUUGCUUUCUUAUGUAUUUUUAUCUCUAAUAAAGCCCC
This is a messenger RNA of Alosa alosa (allis shad), 2493 nucleotides long. RefSeq names its product B2 bradykinin receptor-like. Gene Ontology annotation, molecular function: bradykinin receptor activity. Gene Ontology annotation, biological process: vasoconstriction; immune response; neutrophil chemotaxis. Gene Ontology annotation, cellular component: membrane. The record is from RefSeq and is a predicted model, not a curated record. The transcript has 2 exons. Bases 51 to 1121 code for a protein of 356 amino acids. Lineage: Eukaryota; Metazoa; Chordata; Actinopteri; Clupeiformes; Clupeidae.